GUAUUUGUAUUAUUUCAUUUAGUGUAAUUAUUAUUUGAUGGUAAAUUGAAAAUUGAUAUGAUCAUUUCGUGAAACUAUUCACAAGUAUAAAUUUAUCGAUUGAUAUUCAUUAGCAUUGUAGCUAAGCAGUUAAAAUACUGCACCGGCAAUAGGAGUUCAUACACACAACAUACGCGUCAGUUCGUUCGAGAAAAGAAAAUUCACCGAAAAAAACAUAUUUAUUUGUAAUAAAAAUGUAUGAAUGUUAAGUGAUCGUAUAAAUCUACUUGUCUACAUUUGUGCAAUCAACAUGGUUUUCUUUCAUUGAUUAUCCACAAUAGAGAAUUUGUCUAAAACGUGUGAUUUUAUAAUGGAACAAGGUUAGGUUACUUUUUCCGAAAUUUUCAACGUAAUUGUAAUACCUACGAUAAAACAUAGAACAUUUUGAAGAACAUUUUGAAGAACAUUUUCAAGAGAACAACAAAUAUUUCUUGAGAAUAUUUUUGGUCCGGCAAAUCUGUAAGAAUCAUUAAAUAUGUUCAAAAACACAUUUCAAAGUGGCUUCUUAUCCAUUUUGUAUAGUAUUGGUAGCAAACCAUUACAAAUAUGGGAUAAAAAAGUGAGAAAUGGUCAUAUCAAAAGAAUUACAGAUAAUGACAUACAAAGUCUUGUAUUAGAAAUACUAGGUGGUAAUGUGAGUACUACUUAUAUUACAUGUCCUGCGGAUUUAAGAAAAACAUUAGGAAUUAAAUUACCAUUUUUGGUAAUGAUAAUAAAAAACUUGAAGAAAUACUUUACCUUUGAAGUUCAGGUUAUCGAUGAUAAAAAUGUACGUCGACGAUUUCGUGCAAGUAAUUAUCAAUCAACGACUAGAGUAAAACCAUUCAUAUGUACUAUGCCAAUGAGACUAGAUGACGGAUGGAAUCAAAUACAGUUUAAUUUAGCAGACUUCACUCGCAGAGCAUAUGGAACUAAUUAUGUCGAAACUUUAAGAGUUCAAAUUCAUGCAAAUUGUCGAAUACGUAGAGUAUAUUUCUCCGAUAGAUUAUAUUCUGAAGAUGAGUUACCAGCAGAAUUUAAAUUGUUCCUACCGAUACAAAAUAAAGCUAAAUGUUAAACGUA
This is a messenger RNA of Polistes dominula (European paper wasp), 1101 nucleotides long. RefSeq names its product cilia- and flagella-associated protein 20 (gene Bug22). The record is from RefSeq and is a predicted model, not a curated record. Lineage: Eukaryota; Metazoa; Arthropoda; Insecta; Hymenoptera; Vespidae.